AUGUCGCCACGCUGCCAUAGCGAAGUACUUUGGCGAUGUCACCCCACCUUGUAACAAGUGCUGUGAUUACUGCAAGAACCCGGGGGCAGUGAAAAGACAACUGGAGUCACUGGAGCGCUGCAGCAACAGCUGGAGCAAAACCUGCAUUGGCCCUGCAGGUUCCUCCUGGGAUAGCUAUGACCCAGAGCUGUAUGAAGGCGGGAGGAGAGGUUGCAGAGGUUUUAGCAGGUAUGAUGAAGAAAGCAGUGGGAAUGGGGACGAAGCUGAUGAAGAGAGUCGGAAACGGGAAUGGAACAACUUCUACAAAAAGCAGAUGAGUCUGCGCAAAGGCAAAGAACCAGAAAAGGAAGAUUUUGUUCCUCCAAGUGCAGACUGUCCCUUGAAGGAUGCCUUCAGCAGGAGAAUCUCUAAGCUCACAGUGAAGGGACGGGAACACUGCUUGAAGAUGCUGGAAGAAGCUUUGAGCACCAAUCAAGAGGUUCCAGCAGCAGGAGGAAAAGGGUCAGAUCCUCAUGCCUGUGCUGUGGAGCUGGAGUACGAAGCUUUCCGAACCAGUAAAAUGGCUAACUCAUACAAGGCAACUGUACUGAAGAAGGUAGCAGAAAUCAACAAAGCCUCAAAACAAGGAGAGUUGUUCUCAGUCUUUGGGUCUGGAACUGGUGGCAAGAGCACCUUGGAAACAAAAUCUGGGUCUCCAGCAGAAGAGGACUUCCUGCCUGCCUCCCAGGUUUACUCGUUCAAACCCAAGCGUGUGGGAGCAGGAUUUCCAAAGAAAUCCAGCUUGUUCCAGACUGCUUCAGAACUGCUGAAGAUCCAGGAGGAGAGCAAUGCAAAGCCUGUCAAAAAAGGAGGAGAUUGUCCAAAUAGGCAAGAUGACAGCAACUGCAGUCUGGAACUGGACCUCAGAAACCCUGUUCUCCAGAAGAAAGAAGUAGCAACCAAAGCAAAGCGUGAGAGUGCUGGGGAAGUACUCCUUGCUGAAAAGAAGGGACAGCAACCAAGUCCAGACACAAAAGCUGUCCUUUGGGAGAGCCCUACUAAGAAGUCCAAACCUAGCAAGAAGCAGCAAAUGCUCGCAGAAGCAGCUAAAAAAGAAUCACAGGAUAUUUCCAAAUUCUUUUCCUUCCCCAAAGGUGGGUCUAAAGCCAAAAAUUGCAGCUCAGCAAAGGAAGAUGUCUGUUCUGCAAGCACGCUACCUCAGGUUUCUUCUCAAAGAAUGUGUCGAGAGAAACUCAUACCUCAGGAAAACAAAGAUGUCUCUGGAGAAGAUGUGAGUGGACAGUCCCAGGCAGAGGAUGAAGAACUGGGAGAGAGAGAAGUAACACUGACCGAGAGAGAGGAGAAUUUUAAGACCCAGCAGGCUGCUGAAUCUGAACUCUUUCAGGAAGAAAUUGAUGUAAAAUCCAGCGUUGCUGAAAAUGUUGCAGAAACUGAGCUAACUGUUGUUGGGGAAGGUGAGAGUGGGAAACGACCAGGAUCAGAUGAGGAUAUGGAAAGUCCUGCAACAAAGCGCCUACGAACAGUGGCAAAAUCUUCUAUUCUGUCCCAGCCAGAAAGCAAAAGUGUUGGUCCAACAAAGAAGAAGGUGACAUUUGAUCCAAACUUAUCACAGUGUGAUAAAGAAGGAACCAGCAGGACCGUACAGCCAGUGACCAAAGGCAUGUCCCUCAAAGAGACAGCAGACAUCGUUGUCAAAUAUUUGACCCCAUUCUACAAGGGUGGCAAAUUUGCUUCCAAGGAUCUGUUUAAGGGCUUUGCUCGGCACCUGUCUCACUUACUGACUGAAGAGCAGAACCCUGCCCGCAAGACUGUGAAGGAGGAAGCACAGAGACUCAUCAAGGAGUUCUUCAAAACAAGGGUCAGGUGUGAGAGUGAGACAGACUGGCAGGAGCUGCAGAGCUCAGAACGCUGA
Molecule: messenger RNA, 1912 nt
Organism: Cariama cristata (Red-legged seriema)
Lineage: Eukaryota; Metazoa; Chordata; Aves; Cariamiformes; Cariamidae
Product: ATP-dependent DNA helicase Q5-like
Exons: 12
Source: RefSeq, a predicted model, not a curated record